Molecule: messenger RNA, 467 nt
Organism: Paramecium pentaurelia
Lineage: Eukaryota; Ciliophora; Oligohymenophorea; Peniculida; Parameciidae
Source: the annotation of a GenBank genome assembly
UAUGCUUAAAUAAUAACCGUAAUCAGCAAAGAGUGGAAAUGCUAUCAAACAAAAAAAAGAAACUCUAGAAAGAUUUGCUUACUGCAAUAGUUAAUAAUUAUUCCAAAAUAAUAUAUUUGAUCUGAGAUAGUUUAUAAAAUAGAAUUAUGAAAAAUAUUGUGAGUUAUUGGAUAGAGUUGAAAAUGCUAAACUUAUGGUUAAAUAAAAAAAAGAGAAUUUAGAUUAGCUGAAGAGUAAAUCUGAAAACAAAACUAAUAAGCCGAGAGCUAAUCUAUGUGUAUUAGAUGAAUUAUCAUAAUUAAAAAGGUAAAUAGAAAUUAAGCAGUCUACAAACAAUGAAUUGAAAUCUUAAUUAGAAUAAAUGAAUUAAUGGACUAAAAAAUAAGACUUCUUUUAAGAAUAUUAAGAAAUUUGUAAAUAAGUUGACGAUUUAAGAAUAUAAAAUGAUUAAUUAUUAAAAGCAUGAA